AUGAAGUACCUUACGGAUUUCGAGUCGCUCGAAAAUAUAAAUAACCAGCUGUCGUGUAUCGAUACCGGAGACUGUAGACUCUUUGGGCGUGUCGAGGCUUAUUCAUGUAAGAACACUGACGAUGACCGCCGUCUAAAACGACACGUGGACGAAAAGUUCCCAGACAAAAGCGGCGAUGUGGAAAUCGGCUCCUGGCAAGGGUCCCACAAUUCCCCCAGCUCGCCCCACGCAGGCUCACUAGGUCAUCCACAUGUAUCUCGCAAAACCUUCUUCUACCUUCUAGCCACCAUGAACGCCGCGUUCCCUGAUUACGAUUUCAGCGAUCUGAGACCCGAUUCGUUCUCGACUGUACCGGUGAAUAUUGUUGCGAAUACGGUCAACACGACAUUGCUUGUGCAUUUGGGGAUAGAUGGCGCACAGCAUGCCGUUGGCGCAAAGAUAUGGGCUGCGAUUGAUGAAGCGAUUUGCUUGAAGGAGUGCGAUAUCUACAGUUUCAAUCCAGAUGGAGACGUGGAGCCAGAUGCUGAGGAGCAGGGAAACUUAUGGAGUUUUUACUACUUCUUCGUCAACCGCCGUCAAAAACGAAUCGUCUUCUUUACUGCCCGAGCAGUCAGUUGUCUAGCACCUUUACAACCAGAAGAGAAGAACGCUAUUUACAUGAUGGACGAUACUGAUGGGCAGAGCGUCGAUGAGCUGCAUAUCCCCGAAGACGAGAGCAGGUAG
Messenger RNA from Fimicolochytrium jonesii, 723 nucleotides. RefSeq names its product Maf1 regulator-domain-containing protein. The transcript has 3 exons. Gene Ontology annotation, cellular component: nucleus. Gene Ontology annotation, molecular function: RNA polymerase III core binding. Lineage: Eukaryota; Fungi; Chytridiomycota; Chytridiomycetes; Spizellomycetales; Powellomycetaceae. The record is from RefSeq and is a predicted model, not a curated record. Bases 1 to 723 code for a protein of 240 amino acids. Gene Ontology annotation, biological process: negative regulation of transcription by RNA polymerase III.